CGGCUGGGCGAGAGGGCGGGGCGGUCGGGACGCCGGAGAGGAGGGGACUCGGUGCGAGAGGCUCAGUGGGGACAGUCCCGCGCGCGGGAGACAAAGAGUGUCCAGAGAGCGCCGGUGAGCAUCACUGCUACCCCUAGCCCCGGCAGCCUCGCAGACUUGGGGACCCCGGGUCCGGGGUGCGCUGCUGAGCAGGCACGGGUGCCGGGGACCCGCGAAGCUACGAAGGAUGCGGACGCCGGUGGUGAUGACUCUGGGCAUGGUGUUCACGCCCUGCGGGCUGCUGCUCAAUCUCAUCAGUACGCUGACCCCGGGCUGGCGGCAGCUGAAGGGCUUUCUGGACCAGCCAGUGGACGUGGUGCUGUACCAGGGUCUGUGGGACAUAUGUCGCGAACAGAGCAGCCGCGAGCGCCAGUGCGGCCAGCCCGACGACUGGAACUACUUCCAAACCCAGCCUGUGCAGGCGGCCCGGGGACUCAUGAUCACGUCACUGGCCAUCACCGCCCUGGGGCUGCUGCUGGCGUCGCUGGGCGUGCGCUGCUGGCAAGAUGAACCCCACUUCGGGCUAGCUGGCCUCUCGGGCAUCGUCCUUUUCGUCGCCGGCCUCUUCAGCCUCGUCCCAGUGUCCUGGUACAACCACUUCUUGGGGGACCGCAACGUCCUGUCCGCCCCGGGCAGCCCGGUCACCCUGGAAGUCAGCUAUAGCCUGGUGCUGGGCUACCUCGGUAGUUGCUUGCUGCUGCUGGGCGGCUUUUCGCUGGCGCUCAGCUUUGCGCCCUGGUGCGAAGAGCGCUGUCGCCGCUGUCGCAAGGCGCCCCCCGCAGGCCCGCGCCGCAGCAGCAUCAGCACCGUCUAUGUGGACUGGCCGGAGCCUGCGCUCACACCGGCCAUCAAGUACUACAGCGGGGGCCAGCAUCGGCCUCCUCCCGCCGCCGAGCACCGCGCCACCAGCAAGCUCAAGGUCGGCUUCCCGAUGCCACGGCCGCCGCCCAAGGCCUACACCAACCCGGUGGAUGUGCUUGAAGGAGAAGAGAAGACCGCCUCUUCCCAAGGCGGUUCUUCCUCUCGCAGCACCCGGCCCUGCCACAGUUCGCUGCCCUGUGACUCCGACCUGUAGACCCAGUUCACCCACCGUCUACCUGAGCUGCGCCUGGGGUCUGAAGGUGAUUUGAACUUGUGCGUUGCCAUGAUGUCUGCAACCAGAACCCUGGACACCUUACUAUUUGGAGGGCAAAAUUUCCUUUCCGGGGGGGUCAAACUGCUCCCCAGAUACUAAGC
Onychomys torridus (southern grasshopper mouse) is the source of this 1275-nucleotide messenger RNA. RefSeq names its product claudin 23 (gene Cldn23). Gene Ontology annotation, cellular component: bicellular tight junction; plasma membrane. Gene Ontology annotation, molecular function: structural molecule activity. The transcript has a single exon. NCBI's taxonomy places the organism in Eukaryota, Metazoa, Chordata, Mammalia, Rodentia, Cricetidae. The record is from RefSeq and is a predicted model, not a curated record. The coding region runs from base 227 to 1114 and encodes 295 amino acids. Gene Ontology annotation, biological process: bicellular tight junction assembly; cell adhesion.